CAAAAUUUGUCUACCCGAAAAAAUCAGAUCCGAAUAGACCUGAUCCAAUAAAAGCCGAUUCAUAUCCGACUUAAAAACAUGAAUAUCCAAAACUAUGAUUUUUGUGUUCACUUUUUUAUAUUUUAUUUUAUGAUUUAGUUGAAAUAUUUUUUUGUUAACAAUAUUUGUUAUUAUUUUUGUAGAAUUUUCAAGUAAUACUAAAUUUUAAAUGUAAACUUUAAAGUUUAAAAAUGUUUUCUUUUAAGUAUUAAUAGUUUGUUAUUUUGUAAAAUUAUUUUAGAUAUAUAUAUAUAUAUAUAUGAUAGAUUUCGACUAAAAUUGGGUAUUUUGUGUUCUUUUCAAAUCCUAAAUAUUUGAAUCUGAUACAGUCCCAAAUACCUGAAUCUGAUACAGACUCAAAUAUUACAGGUAUUUUAAUUAUAGUUCUAAACUGAUCUAAUCCGAAGAAUAAAAAAAAUUAUAAGUACCUAUUAAGUCCAAAUGUCUAGGAUUCGAAUGAACCGGUCCGAACCCGACUUGAAAACCCGAACGUGCGGGCCUGCCUCAAAGUGUGCUUUGGAGGCUUUGCUUUGACCUGAGAUUGAGAACCCCUUCUGCAGGCUGUUGAAGUCGAACUUGCACGCCUUGUGCAAGCAUUUUGAGAUUUUGAGCGUGAAGCAUUUUACUGGGCCGUAUUCUGACAGUGGACAAGGCCCAAAUUUGGUGAGCGAUUGCAAGCCUAGUGUGAACGAGAUUGCAAGUGUUUGGGCUUUUCCUACAAAGAGGCGUGAGGAGAAGAAAUGUUAGACUCUGCUCUUCUUCUCGGAACACUCAUCAAAGAAGUCGACACGCUACUUCUAUUUGUUACAUCAAGUAUUAGAGUUCUCGAGAAAAUUUGAUCAAAAAAAAAAAAAAAAGAGUUCUCGUUUUUUUUAUUCACUAUAAAAGUUGAGCUAUAUAUUACAUAUUGUUUACAGUCGAUCCAUUUAUAUUGUUUUCCCUAUUUACAAUAAGCAUUUAAUGUUUUACAUUAAUAACUAGACAAUUUCAUUAUGUUAGUUAAUGAUUUGAUUUGAUUGCCGUGGGACCACCUCUAUGCAUAUGACUGAUUUCUCUGUGUUUCUUUGUUGUUCUCAUUUGAAUAUCUGUAAAAACAUAAAUGUAAUACUAUAGUUUUUCCACUGAAUUCAGAAGAGUCAAAAUCUAGUAGAGUAGGUAGUAGUGGCCUUUACUAUAAAAAUAAGAGAAUCCACCAAAAGUUAAGCUUUCAUUUAAAACAAAAGAAAAUUAUUCAAAUAACUAUUGGAUAAUUCACCCAGUUUAUUUAUUAGUAUUUUUGUCACAAUUUCACCCAGAUUACUAUAUGUAAUCUUCUAAUAUGAUUGGUCAUUGCCUCAGUAGCAAAUUUGAAGGGAAAAAAAAUCCUUAGAUUUUAAUAAAAAUAGAAAAAAAUCUGUAGAUGAGGAAAGCUACAAUAAGUAAAUAAAUGCACUCGUCCUUUGCGGAUCUUUGGGACUGGGACCUGCAUAGAUUUUAUCUGGUUCGGUCCUAAUUGAGAGAAUCGUAUUUAUUUUGGGAACUGGGCGUAAAGCAAGGUCAUUUGGGCUUUGUCAUACUGGUCUAUCACUUUGUAGAUCCAUCAUUAUUCAUAGAGCUAAUUUGCUGAAUAUACCAAAAAUGGUGAGAUACCAUAGAAUAGUUCUAUGGGAAAAAUGGUAAUGAUGGAGAGAAAAAAAUUGGAAGGAUAUAGUGUAUGGAGUGCAAAUAGGGGAUAUUUGGUGUGUAGGGAGUACAAAUUCUCUUAUUCAUAUAUCUAAGAAAGUUCUUUCUAAAAUCAAUGGAGUUGUAACUUUAUGUUCUACUCGGUUUGAAUGGUGCUUAGAAUCUACCUUCAGUGGUUUAUGUUAAUUCUAUACCAUCGAUUUGAUUUUUCGAAUUAGUCUAUUUUAAUUUAGCGUAAGCUCAUAUUGUCAAAAAAAGAACAAGGCAUUUUUCCUGUCUCUCUCAUUGUCUCUAUUUAUAGAAAGGAUAUUUGAUGAAUAUGUCAUUGAUUUGUGACUUUCAUAUCUAUCUUUUGGGGUCGGGUUCGAGCAGUUUAUAGUUUUUUUCAUCUUAGUUUCACCAAUACUUUUGGUAAUUAAUUAUGUUGUAUAGUCUAUUUGUCUACGUUGGACUGGACAGUUUUUUUCUAUGGAUUAAUGAUUUUUAGAUGCAUAAGUAAAUUUUUACAGUCAAGCAUUUAUACAAUGGGUUUGCUAUGGUAUUACCUGAAUAUGUUACUGAAUUUCUAUAGGUUUGCAAAAUCUAUGCGUAACACAGACAAAAUUAGUGUUUGUGCUAAUUGUCCUUUCCAUUAUUAUUGUUUUCUUUUGUUACACAUAAUAGGGCGGCAAUAUUCUAUUGAUGACAAUGAUUGCUAAGCUGAAUGGAAACAUAAUUAUAAUUCUAAUGGCAUCCAAAAUUAAAAUAAAGUAAAUAGUUAACAAUAGUUAAAUGCUAAUCGUACAGAUUAAAGGAUUGAGAAGAUUAGCUGAUAGGUCUACCUAUAGAAAAAGAAAGAACUAAAGCAUCCUCGUGGGUCUUAUCUCCUGUCUCCCUCAUCUAUCACUAAUUAAUUAACCUGAUAUUCCAAAACAUCAUUAACAUAAUUUGCAUUUUACGUUGUUAAUUCAUAUAUACAUCUAUGUUCUACGUUUGUUUGGUCUGAAAUAAUAUCAUUCACUUUAUGUUUAAAUUAAGAUUUAUUUGAUGUUGAUUAUUUAUAGAAACAUUAUAUUUUGCCGACAAAAAAUAGUAUAUAACUCUAGCUUUUAAAGCCUUUUACCCUUGUUGAUUUGAUGCUACGUGUGUAUCCGUGUAUAUAAUAUAUAGUCCCAUCAAAUAAUUUACAAGAGAAUAUAAUAAGACUAUUUCUAACUAGUGUAGAAAUUUUUCUAAAGUUCUCCCCCACUAGCAUUGACAUAGUUGCUCUAGAUUCCUCUCUUCUCCUUCUUCGAAGACCUAAAAGACUAAAAAGAAGAAAAAAUGAUGUAGUGAUCAUCAUAGAUCGAGAAAACAACAAGAGCCGAUCCAAAUCCAUGGCUAGUCCUAGCAACAAAGGCAAAGACAUCGCCGAAGAGUCACCGUCUCAAUCUCAGCCGCAACAACCACAAUCACUUCCUAACCCGCCAGCGUUAAGCCGGUACGAGUCACAGAAAAAGAGAGACUGGAACACCUUUUGUCAAUACCUUCGUAACCAGCAGCCACCGGUUCACGUCUCACAGUGUGGCUCAAACCACAUCCUAGACUUUCUCCAAUAUCUUGACCAGUUUGGAAAGACAAAGGUUCAUGCACAUGGAUGCGUGUUCUUCGGACAAGUUGAGCCCUCGGGACAGUGUAACUGUCCUUUAAAGCAAGCGUGGGGGAGUUUAGAUGCUUUGAUCGGACGGCUGAGAGCAGCCUAUGAGGAGAACGGAGGGUUGCCGGAGAGAAACCCGUUUGCCGGCGGUGGAAUUAGGGUUUUUCUUAAAGAAGUGAGAGAUUCACAGGCGAAGGCAAGAGGAGUCCCUUACAAGAAAAGGAAGAAGAAGAAGAAGAAGAGGAAUCCUAUAAGGAGUGAUCAUGAUGUUGAAGAUGGUACUGCAGGGACUAGUAGCUCCAACUUGCCAUCUUAGCAAGCAAACAAAAAACAUAUAAUAAAAAAUGUGGAAUUAAUUAAUGGUAAGCAUUUAUAUCACCUUAUAUUUAAUAUCUAGUAUUAGUUUUCAAUUAGUUA
This is a messenger RNA of Brassica rapa (field mustard), 3733 nucleotides long. Its product is annotated as protein LIGHT-DEPENDENT SHORT HYPOCOTYLS 7. Gene Ontology annotation, cellular component: nucleus. The record is from RefSeq and is a predicted model, not a curated record. Lineage: Eukaryota; Viridiplantae; Streptophyta; Magnoliopsida; Brassicales; Brassicaceae. Gene Ontology annotation, biological process: mRNA transcription; response to light stimulus.